Durotheca rogersii is the source of this 2448-nucleotide messenger RNA. Its product is annotated as putative GMC oxidoreductase. Gene Ontology annotation, molecular function: oxidoreductase activity, acting on CH-OH group of donors; flavin adenine dinucleotide binding. The record is from RefSeq and is a predicted model, not a curated record. NCBI's taxonomy places the organism in Eukaryota, Fungi, Ascomycota, Sordariomycetes, Xylariales, Xylariaceae. Bases 529 to 2340 code for a protein of 603 amino acids. The transcript has a single exon.
UCAGAUAAACAAGUAGCCACAUUAGAUGAUGGAGACGACGUUGCGAGGGUUGUCGUGCGAGCUUCUCUCGUCUGGGUAGAGGGAGACACCUCCCACCUAAUAGAUACCUGCAGUAGAUAUCUUCCGAAUCGCCCGCCCUGAAAUCAGCCGCAACGAUUAAUACCGCCAGCCGGAUAAUAAUACGAUGCGCUCUCAGCGCCCUGGAAUCAGACGUUCCCCAAAAUCCUGGAGCCCUUUUCUGGCUGUCUAUUUAGCCAAAUAUCUUGGCGAGUGAAAUGACUACCCUCAUGGCUCUCCGCCGUGCCCGGAUCGCAAGUUCGCCGACGCGAUCGUGGAUACUGCUCCAGUCUUAUCAGGACGCGGCGUGGUGAUAGAAAUGAACCCCGUCUUUCGACAAGGACCAAUGCUGGCACUUAAGAAUGGCCACGUUAGGAGUAUUUAGUACGGCUGACGUCGUCUCGCCUCUAAGACAGUUUGUGAUAACCAUCGACGCCAUACGCGGGCAAGUCACUGGAAGUAGAGCCCAGCAUGGCUGGCCAACUCUUCUCGUUCGGGCUCCUCGCCAUCUUAGGGGCCGUAGUGCAGGCGGCCACUACUUAUGACUACAUCGUCGUCGGAUCCGGGCCCGGCGGCGCGGCGCUGUCGUCCAAUCUUGCGCGAGCAGGAUACCCGACGUUGCUCUUGGAAGCAGGCGAUGACCUAGGCAACAAUAAGAAUUACUCCGAGAUGGCCAAUUUCAACCUCGCGGCUAACGACGAAAAGUCGCGAUGGGAUUUCUUCGUUGAGCACUCCGACGACCAGGAGCGCGAGGCCAAAUACGAAAAGACGACUUGGCGUCAGCCUGACGGUUCCUUCUACGUCGGCCUGGGCCCUCCAGAGGGCUCGGAACGGCUGGGCAUAUACUAUCCUCGCUCUGCCACCCUCGGGGGUUGCGCGAUGCACAAUGGUGGUGUAUGUGCCUUACCCUCCGACGACGACUGGAACGCGAUCGCCGAAAGCACGGGAGAUGAGAGCUGGUUGGCUGAGAACAUGCGGAAAUACUUUGAGAGGAUUGAGACGGCUCACUAUGUGCCGGCUGGCACCCCCGGGCAUGGCUUCAGUGGUUACCUCAACUUGACGAUCAGUGAUCCGUCUUUCAUGCAAUCGCCAUCCGAUGUGCAGAGAAUUGCGAGCGAGAUCAUCAAGCAGACCGGGGGCAGCGAGACCCAGGACAUCAACGCGCUCGAUCCGGACCGGGACCAGGCUACGGGUGUCUUUGGCCUCGCAAGCCACGCCGAUCCCAACGGGCACCGUGCCGGAUCUAACACGUAUCUCAGGGCAACUCUAGACGACCUAGCCAAGUACCCCUUGACGGUCCAGCUCCAGAGUCUCGUCACUAAGGUGCUAUUCUCCGAAGAUGCGACCGAGCCCACCGCGAUCGGUGUCGAGGUACUUCGCGGCCCUUCACUAUACAAAGCCGAUCCGCGCUACAAUGGCACCAAAGGGGAAACGGUCCGGAUAUUUGCCAAUAAGGAGGUCAUCGUCGCCGGCGGGGCCUUCAACUCGCCCCAAAUCCUCAAGCUCAGCGGGAUUGGCCCAGCCGAAGAGCUGAAGAAGUUCGGCAUACCGGUCGUUAAGGAUCUUCCCGGCGUGGGAGAGAGACUGGGGGACAACUACGAGGGAGGCGUGCUCGCGCUCGCUAGCCGAGAGCUGAACGGAACGUUAGCCGGUCCCAUCGCCGUGAUGCUCAAGACGCCAACGGCUCGCAAGAACCGCAACAUCUACGGCUGGUGCAAGUCGUUCUCCUUCGAAGGGUUCUGGCCCGGCUUCCCGACCGACUACGGCCCGUCGCAGUACGAAUGCGCCUUCGUUCACAUGAACCCGCGAUCCCAGGCGGGUUACGUGCGUCUGCGCUCGAACGACCCGCAGGAUAUGCCCAGAAUCAACUUCAAUUUCUUCCAGGACGGCGAGGACGAGGAUCUGACGGAAAUGCUAGACGCGGCCAAGAUCUUCCGGAAGGCCAUCACCAGCGUCGGCUCGCCGAUCGGCCCCUUCAACGAGAAGCAUCCCUGCCCUGGAAUCAACCAGAACUGCACAGACGCAGCGCAGAAGGAGUACCUGAAGCUGCAGGCCUACUCCCACCACGCCUCGAGCACAUGCGGGAUCGGACCUGCGGAGGACGAGCUGGCCGUCCUGGACUCGAAAUUCAGGGUUCACGGCGUCAAGAACUUGCGGGUUGUCGACGCGUCAUCCUUCCCCGCCGUGCUUGGCGCAUUUCCGGUUUGUCCCGUUUUCAUGCUGGCGGAGAAGGCGACAGAUGAUAUCCUGAAGGAUGCCCGGGCGGCCCCUUCUUCUGCAUAGAUAGGGACUGUAUCAGCGUAGGGUAGAGCAGAGAGGAUGGGAAGACGUGGAUAGAUAUGAUAGAAGCGAGGACUCCGGGAAUCAACGAAUGGCUGUCUCCGUCGUAUG